Molecule: messenger RNA, 901 nt
Organism: Pararge aegeria (speckled wood butterfly)
Lineage: Eukaryota; Metazoa; Arthropoda; Insecta; Lepidoptera; Nymphalidae
Exons: 7
Coding region: 36-836 (266 amino acids)
Source: RefSeq, a predicted model, not a curated record
CUCUUAAGAACCGUGCAGUUCUCCCGUUCUGAAAAAUGAAGGUAAUCGUAGUCUUCGCGUUAAUCUCCCUCGCAGCUGCUAACGUCGAGUAUUAUACGACAGCAGAUGAUAAUCUGAACAUGGAGGAAGUGGUUGCUGAAAUAGAAAGAUUGCAGCGCUAUGUGGACUGCUUUUUGGACAGAGCGCCUUGUUCGGAACGGACGGCAAGUUACAAAAAAAUAAUUCCCGAGUCUCUUAUGACCAAAUGUGAAAAGUGCAACGAUGCUCAGAAACAUUUGGCACAUGGCUUUCUUCGGGGACUUAAGGCUGCUUUACCUGAAGAAUACAUCAGCUUCAGACUGAAGUACGAUCCCGAAGACAAAUACUUCGACGAUUUUGAAAAAGCGGUUGACGGUUGUCACCAGCCAAAAACCCAAAGGAUGGAUAAUGCACCCUUAGGAGCUUAUAGAGACGACUCAAGAAUUUCAAAAAUGAAGUGGAUUAUCGUGCUUUCGGCUUUGACGGUAUUGGCAAGAGCAAAAGAUCUGUAUUCAACAGAAAAUGAUGAUUUGGAUAUCGAUGGCUUAGUAAAGGAUGUAGGCAGUUUAAAGGCAUUCCUUGGAUGUUUUAACGACAUAGGUACUUGCAAUGCAGAGGCUGCUGACUUUAAAAAAGAUAUGGCGGAAGCAGUUGCUCAAGCCUGUGAGAAAUGCACAGAGGCACAGAAGCACAUUUUCAAAGUGUUCUUGGAAGCAAUCAAGGAGAAGGACCCAGAGGGUUACAAAAUUUUCCAACAAAAAUACGAUCCUCAGAAUAAAUACAUCGCUGCUUUGCAGACUGCCAUCGCGAGUUAUUAAAGACAACGCGGCAAAUACUUUCGAUACACAAGUGUUGUCGUAUUGAAAUAAAAACACAAAUUUAA